Messenger RNA from Trachemys scripta elegans, 3298 nucleotides. RefSeq names its product zinc finger protein OZF-like. The transcript has 2 exons. Gene Ontology annotation, molecular function: DNA-binding transcription factor activity, RNA polymerase II-specific; RNA polymerase II cis-regulatory region sequence-specific DNA binding. Bases 404 to 1924 code for a protein of 506 amino acids. Gene Ontology annotation, biological process: regulation of transcription by RNA polymerase II. The record is from RefSeq and is a predicted model, not a curated record. Lineage: Eukaryota; Metazoa; Chordata; Testudines; Emydidae.
CAUAUCUCUAAAGGUUGAAUUUGGGUCAUUUAGCCUGCGAGCUGCUUGACCCUUUCUGUCUCAAUGUCACGGGAGUGUCUGGCUGUGUGUGUUCCCAGCAGAGAUGGGGAUAGUUAAAUCCCUCAUACGCAGAGUGUCCUGCACCUUUGAGCACCUGGGGAGCUGCCACCGGGAUUUGACUGCUUUAAAAUGGGCUGGGGUUAAACCAAUAGACUCUUCUUUGUGAGAAAUGUCCCAUGAACUCCCCUGAUCUCCCUUGUUUUCUAUCCCCUCAGCAGGGUUUCCUGUUCCCAAACCUGAUGUGAUCUCUCAGCUAGAACGAGGGGCAGAGCCGUGGCUCCUGGAUCUCCAGGGCUCUGAGGAAGGAGAUAUCCUGAGAGCUGUCUACGCAGCAGGUGCUGGGAUGGUGAGUGAGAACGAGGAGCUGAAUCCUCAGCAGGAAGAUGCUGAACAAGUGGAAGCACACGGGGGAUUAUUGCAAGGAUCCCAAGGGAAUGUGUCCAGGUGUUGUGUGCAGGGAAAAGCCUGUGAGAGUCAGGACAGGCCAGAGAGGGAGCAGGGAAUCCAGCCCAGGGAGAAAGUGGGCAAUUCCAUUAAUUGUCUGGGGACUCACCAUAACUCCAAGGAAAUCACAGCCCAGCAGAGAAUACCCACAGAAGAGAGAAAAAACACAUGCACUGAGUGUGGGAAACAUUUCACUCUGAUCUCCAUCCUCAUUAGACAUCAGCGGAUCCACAUGGGAGAGCGGCCCUACAAAUGCUGUGAGUGCGGGAAACAGUUCAGGGAGAAAUCAAACUUUGUUACACAUCAGACAAGCCGCACAAGGGAGAGACCCUAUGAGUGCUGUGAGUUCAGGAAAAGCUUCACUCGGAGCUCUACCCUUACUAGACAUCAGAGGAUCCACACAGGAGAGCGACCCUAUACAUGCUGUGAGUGCGGGCAAACGUUCGCUCAGAGCUCAGCCCUAUUUAACCAUGAGAAGAUCCACACAGGAGAGCGCCCCUACGAAUGCUCUGAGUGCGGGAAACAAUUAAUUGAGAAAUCAAAAUUUAUCAAACAUCAGACAAGCCACACGGGAGAGAAACCCUAUGAAUGUUGUGAGUGUGGGAAACAGUUCAGUGAGAAAUCAAACCUUACUAAACAUCAGACAAGCCACACAGACCAUAGACCCUAUGAGUGCUGUGAGUGCGGGAAAAGCUUCACUCGGAGCUCAUCCCUUAUCAGACAUCAGAGGAUUCACACAGGAGAGAGACCGUAUAAAUGCUGUGAGUGCAGGAAAAGCUUCGCUUUCAAAUCAGAUGUUAAUAAACAUCAGAGGGUCCACACGGGAGAGCGCCCCUAUGCAUGCUGUGAGUGCGGGAGACAGUUCAGUCAGAAAUCAAACCUUAGCGCACAUCAGAGAGGCCACGCAGAGCAGAGUCCCUAUGAGUGCUGUGAGUGUGGGAAAAAAUUCACUCAGCGCUCAGGCCUUAUUAAUCACCAGAAAAUCCACAUGGGAGACCGCCCCUAUACAUGCUCUGAGUGGGGGAAACAGUUCAGUGAGAAAUCAAACGUUAUUAAACAUCAGACAGGCCACACAGGAGAGAGACCGUAUGAGUGCUGUGAGUGCGGGAAAAGGUUCACUCAGCGCUCAGGCCUUAUUAAUCACCAGAGAAUCCACACGGGAGAGCGCCCCUACACAUGCUCUGAGUGCGGGAAAAAGUUCACUCAGAGCUCAGGCCUUAUUAAACAUCAGAGGAUCCACACGGGAGAGAGACCCUAUGGAUGCUUUGAGUGCAGGAAAAGCUUCACUUUUAAAUCAGACCUUAUUAAUCAUCAGAGAAUGCACACGGGAGAGCGACCCUAUGUAUGCUGUGAGUGUGGGAAAAAGUUCACUCAGAGCUCAAGUCUCAUCAGUCAUCAGAGGAUCCACCCAAGAGAGUAGCCUGUGAAUGUGGGAAAAGUUUCAUCCGGAGCUCACACCUUAAUAGACAUCAGCGAUGUCACAGGAUAGAGACACACCAUAAACACUUUGUGUAGGGCAGAGAAAAGAUUGUUUUAAAGCCAUUUGCUAAUUCCCACACAGGGACUUUUUAGGGCUGUUUGCACCAUUUGCAUCACACUGUUCUCUCAGCUCCCCCAGGUGAGUUGCCUGCUUUUCGUUUUGCAGGUCGCCCUUCUCUGGAGUGAAUCCUGUGGUCCUUUCUACCAACUUCUUUCUAAUGUGAGUCAUCAUGGGAGUGUCUCUCUCCUGCCAGGAGUGUCCAUCAGCCCAGGGGUGGGAAAUAGGAGUGACCUCAAGUAGCUAAAUUGAGCAAAAAUCGACCUGGGCUUUGCCUCCUCUAGGAUUUUCCAUGGAGUCGGCCUGCUGGAGGUAGCUACCCUAAUGUAAACACCCUGCUAGAUGUGCCGUGCUGACAUAGCCCAGGCACAGGGGUUGGGGUUAGCUAGCACCUUCCCCUUUGACCUGUCCUAAUCAACAACAAUUUUCAUACUCAAGACAAGCCUUGAGCAUCACAUUUAUACUCUCACCGCACUAGCAGAGCGAUUGUUAGAGUCACCAAGUUCCCCCUUUGGUGACAGAUUGUCUCAUCCCCAGUUGUUCUCACGCUGGUCCAGGUUGUGCUGGGCAGUGGGUUGUUUGUUUUUUUCCCCAUUUUCCUCAUUUAAAAUCUAUUUCAAUAUAACAAAGAGGAGGAGCAGGACUGGGACAAAUGUAUCAUUUCAGCCUCUGCGACACGGGAAGGAAAGGGGGUGAGUCGGCGGGAUUACCUCCUUCCCCAUCGCCGUCACUAGGCCCGCUCACUCCAGCAGCGCUGGCGUCUGUCUGAGCCACAAUGGAGUUUAUCCACCUCUGUUCUACCCCUCCACCUCCCACAAAGUCUCUGCACUUCAUAGCAAAUUGAUCCUAAAUCCGACUCGUUAGGGCUGGAGAUGGAAGUGUCCCAGACCUGGAUGGGGAAUUUCUGUGGAUCCCAAACACAGUGUGAACAUUCCGAGUUUAAAUCCCAGUUUCUGUCUAUUGACAAAGUCACUUCUGGACAUUUCCCUGCUGAGCUGGGAUUGUUUGCACAUGAGAAACUCAGCAGUUUUUCCUUAUUACGACAAUGCUAAUUUUUGUUGUUGUCAAUAACACGACUCCAUAAUAAUGUGGAGUGAAGCCAGUUUGAAUGGCUCAGAGGAGAAAGUGAUGGGGGAAUCUGCUCUCCUGAUUUUUGAUUCAUCCGAUGGAACCUGCUCUGGAAUUUAAUUUUAUAUAAAAUUGAACAUGACUUAUACAGAGCUAGUUGAGUGGUGUUAAGAAUAGUUUAGAUUUAGU